AUGUAUAUCGAUGAUACGGGUAGUGUUUGUGUCAUUGGUUACCUAAAAGAAAAAAGUACGCAAAGAUGAGCCCCCCAAGCGAAUUUGUUUUCGCCAAACUUCAAGGCAAAUUUGCUGUUCGCUGACUAUUAGCGACGACUGUAUAAUCCGCCACCUGCAUAAUGGAACACAAUCAUGAUUUGUGGGUUGUGCGACCUAGGCGUAUUUUGACUAACUCUCGAGUGUAAGUAAGUCCUGCCAGUAUUUUUAUACGAUAUAGACGAGGGAGACUGAAAACGGCAUUGUCACUCGUGCUCAAUUUAGUUCCCAGUGUGACGCCGUAAAUAUCAUGCAGUGUGGUCUGGGUAACUACGAUGUUUAAGCCAAUCCUUUCCAAUGAAUCAUUUUCCAAACGUCAUCUCGUGGCUAUCAGCUUGCCAGCUAUCAGUGGCAGGCAACUGUACGCUUUCUUCAAGCUGGAUGUACUUUCCCAGAACUACUCUUUGAAAGGUGUCUGAGCUGCACGCGAAUGAGGGUCGCAUUGGUACGAAUAUAAGACCACCGACCAGCACCUUAAUAAAUGCGACGGUACGGCCGAACACAUGAGAAGCUGUUGUUUCUUCAUUGAAGAAGAGCAAGCACGGCGAAAACAAAAAACAGGAGUCGUUAUGAGACAACAGCGUCAAAACUGGCGUAUGCCAGCUGUUCUGGUGGGAACGUUGAUCCUUAGCGGAGUUUUGGGCGAUAAUAAGAAGACUAGCCUAAAAGAGGAGAUGGAAAAAUUGAAAGUAGUACCCGAUGUUCUGCCAAUCGCACCCAAAGCCAAUGUAGAGGUGGAUUAUGGAAACGGCGCUGUGUUGCGUCUUGGCAAUACUUUGACGCCGACCCAGGUAAAAAACCCGCCGACUAGUGUGACUUGGCCUGUAGAAAAUGGAGCCUUCUAUACGUUGGCCAUGGUUGAUCCGGACGCUCCGUCCCGAGAAAAACCCACGCUGAGAGAGGUCAAGCACUGGCUGGUGGUCAAUAUUCCCGAAAUGGAUAUCGGCAAAGGAGAGGAGAUCGCCGGUUAUCGUGGCUCGGGACCCCCUAAAGGCACUGGACUGCAUCGUUACGUAGUCGUGGUUUACAAACAACCGGGUCGCAUCGAAGUACCUGAUAAGAAAGUGGCUAGUUCCUCGCGGGCGGACCGCUAUCACUGGAGCCUUAAGGAUUUCGCUGCGAAAUAUAACCUAGGCGAUCCUGUUGGGGGUAACUUCUAUCUCGCCGAAUGGGACGCAUACGUUGAUACUAUCCCUAAGUAAUGUGUAACGAAUAUUGUUUCACCCCUUGCCCUAAGAAGAUGUUUUGUUUAAAGUGCGAAACAUAAAAAGUUAAAAUGAGGAGCACUUGUGACAUACCAAUUAUAAAAAGACUGGAUGUUCCACUAGAAAAGAGCAGUUGUUUGCAAUCGAAGAGCCAAAAGAAGGAAGGAAUAAGCGGCUUAACGAAGCAGAUUCAGGUCCUCGUCAAUGCAUUCUAGUAGAACCGGUAGUGAAGCGUAUUAUGUAAUUGUUAAUAUUGAAUCAUAUAGAAAAAAACUAAUAAAAGCAUAUUUAUUAAUAUUCAGCUUUUUUCGAUGAAUUAUAUAAUGUAAUCCAGCGCUUUUAAUGGGUUCCAAGAAGUGUAGCGUGAUAAUAAUAUUUGACCAGUUCUAUUAAUUGUUUUUUCAUAAAACAAUAUAAUUAUCGACGAUGUAUAUCUGUGCCA
Molecule: messenger RNA, 1725 nt
Organism: Varroa destructor (honeybee mite)
Lineage: Eukaryota; Metazoa; Arthropoda; Arachnida; Mesostigmata; Varroidae
Product: protein D3-like
Source: RefSeq, a predicted model, not a curated record